AUGAGACGAUGAACCAGCGAGCCCCUAUUGAGUGUGACCCGGAGACUAGUCAUAUCAUCACCGGGCUAUUGACAAGACCCUGUCAAACAAGGGCUACAACCAACAAAUACAAAGACAGUCUCAAGUUACUCAUUCCAAUCAGGCUCAAACCAAGGUCGCAGGAACCCUCUCCAUUAGAUCAAAGUGGGUUUCUUUCAUAUGUAUGGAUGAGUUGGAUGUCACCGUUGUUCUACAAGGCUUACAAGAGCACCCUGGAGUAUGGAGACCUUUGGACUAUAUCUGAUAACGAUAGAGGCGAGAUCAAUGGAAAGAGGUUUGAGAGAUUGUGGGAAGAUGAGGUAGAAAGAAAAGGAAAAAAAGCUGCUUCUCUUGGAUGGGUUGCACUGAGGUUCGUUAGAACGAGACUGAUUGUUGCUUUACUUGCAUUAGUUAUCUCUACUAUAGCUGCCUUUGUUACCUCGGCUGUUCUUGUUCGGAAACUACUUGCAUACACUGAGGCUGUUGAGGUUGAUUUACGGUAUGGUAUUCUGCUUGUAUUCAGUAUCUUCAUGAUGAAUAUCAUCAGGAUUUGUGGCGAUGUAUUCUUCUGGGUGUUCAGCUGUCGGACGGCUACACGGCUACGGAGCGGCGCCUUGGCAUUGGCGUUCCGUAGACUGGCAUACCUACGCAGUCUCCAAGACUGGAGCGUAGGAGAAAUAGUCAAUGUGUGUGCCAAUGAUGCUUGCGUCAUUGGUAACUUCCUCAUCUCAUCCUUGGUGAUGUUGGUAGCUGCUACCAUAGCAACGUAUCUCAUCAUUGGACCUGGUGCUCUCAUUGGAACGGUCAUCACUUUCUCCCUCUUCUUCCCAUUACAGAUGAUUUUAGGGCGUGCAGUUUCUAUGAUAAGAAUCAGAUGCAUCAGGGUUACAGAUGAGAGAGUGAAAAAGAUGAACGAGAUACUCUCCUACAUCAAACUGAUCAAGAUGUAUGCAUGGGAGAAACCCUUCAUGAAGACCAUUGCAGGUAUUCGAGCCGUUGAGAGGCGUUUGUUGGAGAAAGCAGGAUUGAUUCAGAGUUAUAGCAUCAGUAUUAUCCCAGUCGUACCCAGUCUAGCAUCAGUAUCAUCCAUUCUGAUUCAUGUUGCCAUGGGCAACACCCUCUCUGCCUCGGAGGCCUUCACCCUGGUGGCUCUUCUGAAUGUAAUGAGAGUGGUGAUAGGACCGACUCCGUUUGCUGUGAGAAUGGUAGCAGAAGGGUCCGUUGCUCUCAGAAGACUUAAGGCUAUUAUCAUCUUAGAGAGGAUAGAACCUAACCCAAGACUGGAAGAUACUUCAGACAUCAUGGUCGAGAUCAGAGAAGGAACAUUCGGUUGGGAUGUUGUCCAGAGAGAUAAGAAGACCGGGAAGAAGAAUGACCAGAAGGACACUCAUAUUCCUACAGAGAGAGAACAGAUAUCACAAGAAGACAAGUAUCAUGAAGAUGACAUUAUGUCUAAUACUUGCCUUACCAAUGGAGUCAGAUUGACUACGCUUCCCAGCGGAGUGAUUUAUGAUUCGAGUAAGAUCUCUCCUACACUAUACAGUAUCAACCUACAGCUCAAAAAGGGUGAAAUCACAGGUGUUUGCGGUCUGGUUGGGAGCGGGAAAUCAUCUCUUCUUUCUGCUAUCCUUGGUCAAAUGCACACCUUAGAGGGCGUCUGUCAAGUUGCAGGACAGUUCGCCUACGUGGCCCAGGAAGCAUGGAUAUUCAAUGCCUCUGUGAAGGAGAAUAUUUUAUUUGGUGAAGAGAUGGAUGAAGAGCGUUAUAGGAUGGUGAUUUCAGCGUGUAGUCUUGGACCAGACCGUGAUGUAUUAAGAGACGGCGAUGAGACCGAGAUAGGUGAACGAGGGGUCAAUCUGAGCGGUGGUCAAAAGCAGAGAAUCAGCCUAGCACGAGCAGUCUAUGCUGAUCGAGAUGUAUAUCUGCUAGACGACCCUCUUAGUGCUGUAGAUACACACGUUGGUAGACAUAUCUUUACCAACUGCAUCAUGGGAACUCUGAGGGACAAGACGGUGUUAUUUGUCACUCAUCAAUUACAGUAUCUGCAAGCCUGUGACACCAUCCUGGUGAUGUCCAAUGGACGUAUCGCUGAGCAGGGUCCUCAUGAUGACCUCAUAUCGGAAGGAGGGGAGUAUGCACGAUUCAUCACUGCUCAUAACAUCAAAGAUGGCGAGACGAGAGAGGGCGCAACUAACCUGGAAACGAACAAACAGCAUGUGAUGCGACAUAUCUCUGAAGUACAGAGCUUACCAGGUGAUCUAGAUGGACAGAGUGAAUCAUCGAUUCAUGAACGUGAUGAAGACAGUCCGUUGUCUGCAGAAUUGACUUCUACCAGGGGGCCUGGAUGGCAUACAUACCAUGCCUACGUAGAGAGCAUGGGAGGUUAUCUCAAUGCCACUGGUCUCUUUCUCUCCUUCAUAGUGCUAGUUGGUCUACUGGUAUUCAAUAACUGGUGGCUUGGGUACUGGAUUCAGACCAGUAACUCCAGCCAGGGGAAUAGCAGUGGAUUGGAAGGAGAUGAGAUGAGUUUGUCAGAGGAUGCCAAUCUAGGUUUCUACGCGCUGGUGUAUGCAGUAUCUCUGGCUGUCGUCUUUGUUGUGGCAGGUCUUAAAAGCCUAAUCUAUAUGAAGUUGACUAUGAGAUCAUCAUCCACCCUUCAUAACAGGCUGUUCGAGCGAGUGGUAAGGAGCCCGAUGAGAUUCUUUGAUACCACACCUACCGGUCACAUCUUGAACAGAUUCUCUAAAGAUAUGGAUGAAGUGGACGUCAUGCUCCCCGUCAACGUCGAUAUCGCCGUAAUGAACACCAUGGUCAUCAUUGCCUCCAUCGUCAGCAUCUCUGCGGUAUUUUAUUACUUCAUGAUCGUCAUCAUUCCUGUCUGCAUCGUUUCCUACUUCAUCUUCGUCUUCUAUCGUCGUGGGGUCAAUGAUCUCAAGAGGCUAGAGAACAGUAGUCGCUCGCCAUGGUUUUCACACAUCGGAUCAACAACGAUGGGCUUGUCAACUAUCCAUGCCUACGAUAAGACUGAAGAAGUCAUUGCAAAGUUCUUGGAUCUGUUGGAUAUGAAUGCAUAUCCACUAAUGCUCUUCAGAAUGGCAAUGAGAUGGGCUGGAGCUCGCCUUGAACUACUGGUCCUUGUUAUCAUCACCAUUACAAACCUAAUGGUCGUCCUGAAACAUGGAUCAGUGCCUCCUACUCUUGCAGGUUUAGCCAUCUCAUAUGCAAUGCAGCUAACGGGAUUGUUUCAAUUCACCAUGUCCAUGGUAGCUGAUGCUGAAGCACGCUUUCUUUCAGCUGAACGCAUCCUUCAAUACACCAAGCUCCUGGAGUUGGAGGCCCCUGACGAGACGACAGAGAAGCCUGACAAACAAUGGCCUUCACAGGGAGCCAUCAAGUUUAACAACUUCAAGAUGCGUUACCGUGACAACCUCCCUCUGGUGCUGAAGAGCAUCACAUGCAACAUCCAGGCAGGGCAGAAGAUAGGCAUCGUAGGGAGAACAGGAUCGGGCAAGUCAUCUCUAGGAGUCGCUCUGUUUCGCUUAUUGGAGGCAGUAGAGGGCAGUAUUUUCAUUGAUGGUGUCGACAUCAGCAAGGUUGGUUUGACCCACUUGAGAUCGAAGCUAUCGAUCAUCCCUCAAGAUCCGGUUCUCUUUAUCGGUACAAUCAGAUACAACUUGGAUCCUUUCAGGGAGCAUGAAGACGAGGCUUUAUGGCAGGUUCUUGACAAAGUGUACAUGCAAGAAAAGAUCAGUUCCUUGACGCACGGCUUGGAGUCCUUGGUAACCGAAGGAGGGGAUAACUUCUCUGUAGGGGAGAAACAACUCCUGUGUAUGGCAAGGGUACUACUUAGAAACAGCAAGAUCCUAUUCUUAGAUGAGGCGACUGCAGCCAUUGACACAGAAACAGAUAGCUUGAUACAGCAGACAAUACGAACAGCUUUCAAUGACUGUACCACACUCACCAUAGCACAUCGACUCAAUACAAUACUGGAUUCUGACAAGAUUCUAGUUAUGGAUGAUGGAAAGAUUGUUGAGUUUGAUUCUCCUUCCGACCUCCAAAGCGAUCCGACCUCUAUCUUCAGCAAGAUGGUCCUUCCAGCAGAAUCUCAGAACGAGUGACCUUCAGGACUGGUCUAAAUGGAUGAAAGCAUACAACACUUCAUUAAGUGUUUAGUUGAUCCCUCCUAGCAUGCUAAACAAACCAAUCUUUAUAUUCUUCAAUAAGAUUUUCAAAACAAACGAAUUACAGGCCUGGAAGAAAGCAUAUAGCGAGCACGUCAUAGCGUAUAUGUUAGGUUUGACCCCUUCUUGGAUUCUGAACAAUCCAAUAUUUAUUUUCUUCAAUUAAAACAAAAGCCAUUUCAUAUCGAACGACCUACAUGCCAGGAUAAAAGCACACAACAAGCACUUCAUUGAGAUCUUACACGUUGAGUUUGAUUCCUUUUAGCAUGCUGAAGGAUCGCAUCUCUGUCUUGGGUAUUAGAUGACCGUGUGGUAAUAUGCACUUUUAGAUUUGCGUGGACUGCUACGUGUG
Molecule: messenger RNA, 4551 nt
Organism: Strongylocentrotus purpuratus (purple sea urchin)
Lineage: Eukaryota; Metazoa; Echinodermata; Echinoidea; Camarodonta; Strongylocentrotidae
Product: multidrug resistance-associated protein 5
Exons: 26
Coding region: 9-4136 (1375 amino acids)
Biological process (GO): transmembrane transport
Cellular component (GO): membrane
Molecular function (GO): ATP binding; ABC-type transporter activity; ATP hydrolysis activity
Source: RefSeq, a predicted model, not a curated record